Parascedosporium putredinis is the source of this 852-nucleotide messenger RNA. The record is from the annotation of a GenBank genome assembly. NCBI's taxonomy places the organism in Eukaryota, Fungi, Ascomycota, Sordariomycetes, Microascales, Microascaceae.
AUGUCUCAGCAAACGAUGCAAUACUCGCGGCGAUCGCCGUCUAUCAACACCUUCAGCACAUCGUCAACCGUGCCUCCCCGCCGCCUAUCGUACCUCGCCGACGACCGAUAUCCGAAGAUCGACCUCGUCCCGGUCCGGCGGUGCGAGUCCCAACCCAUAAGCUAUGUCGCCGCCCUUCGGAGACAAAAGGGAACCGUAUGGUGCGAUCGUGCGCAACCUCAGGACCCCGCCCUCGCCGCUCAAAUGCGUGCCGCCAAGGCCAAGGCAAGCCGUGCCAUGCUCGGAACACCGAGCGCUACGGGCAAGGUUGCGGCCAAGAUCAGGCAUCAUGGCAAGCCCCUCGUUGCCGGCUACGCCACGGGCGAAAACCACGUCGGCGUGGGUGGCGUCCCGCCCAGGCUAAGUGCCACCGAGGUCGAGGGCGAGAGCACCGACGACGACGAGAGCUACAACAAGCUGCAUCAUCGUAGAACGGGAAGCAGUGGGCGCAACAGCAUCGCCAGUGCGGGCCGCAAAGGCCUCGCCUACCGCACAUCGGGCGGUCUCGGUAGCCAGAAGAACAGGAGCCCCUCGGACACGCCAGAACGCAGCGGCAGCCUUGCAGAGGAUCGACGCGAGGGUGGCCCUGCGGGUGUGCCUGGUCCAUCCGGCGGAGUUGGUCCCUCAGAUGCCGCUAGCGCCAAAUCCCACAGCACGGGCGCCAGCGCCGAGCGGGCAGACAAUGUCGCGGAUCUCGAACCCGAGCCGGUGUUGGCUAGUAAAUCAAGGCAACACUCGGCACUGGUGAAGAGGGGAGCACCAGAAACCCUGCCGAUCUCGCUAGAAGAGGCAGUGUCGACGAGAGGACGAUGA